AUGGACUGCCCCGUUCAGUACCAGGACCCGCGGCGAUACCUGUGCCCGUGCUACAGCAAGCUGGGCCAGUGUCUGGUGCGCAUCGGCUGCAGCAUGAAGCAGCGCGUGGACGUGGCCGCCUUUUGCUCGCGGCGCGGCUACUGCAAGGACGGGUACUGCGAGUUCCGCGCCGGGGACCUCACGCCGCGAGGCGACACACGCCCGGAAGUGUUCGAGCUCACGUCUGUGGAGACGCCGGGCACGCCAUGCGUUGACAACUGCUGCCCCUCGUGGACCAACUGCACGCAGGACGCGACGAUGCUGGCGAUUCGGACGCCCGGGCGAGUCUACCGGGAAGAAGAGGUGCUGCUACCACCUCGAGAGGGCGACCCAAGACUGGGUGUUAACCAGAACUAUGACCGAAUGCCGUACAGCAUACCACUCGCGAAUCUACCGUAG
Phytophthora sojae is the source of this 438-nucleotide messenger RNA. RefSeq lists its product as hypothetical. Lineage: Eukaryota; Oomycota; Peronosporomycetes; Peronosporales; Peronosporaceae. The transcript has 3 exons. The coding region runs from base 1 to 438 and encodes 145 amino acids. The record is from RefSeq and is a predicted model, not a curated record.